Colletotrichum acutatum is the source of this 1011-nucleotide messenger RNA. Its product is annotated as Alpha/Beta hydrolase protein. The transcript has 3 exons. The record is from RefSeq and is a predicted model, not a curated record. The coding region runs from base 1 to 1011 and encodes 336 amino acids. NCBI's taxonomy places the organism in Eukaryota, Fungi, Ascomycota, Sordariomycetes, Glomerellales, Glomerellaceae. Gene Ontology annotation, molecular function: lipase activity.
AUGACUUCCAGCAAAGACUACGUUUUCAAGGAGGUUGGCGAAACGCUGAUUCAGACAACGGCUUACUGGAAGACCACAAAUAGCGAGGAGCCAAAGGGGCUUGCUCUGGCUUUUCAUGGAGGAGGUUUUGUGAUAGGAUCCAGGCACUCGUUGCCAGAGGUUGAAGUUGGCUAUCUUGCCGAUGCAAACUUCAUUGUCGUAUCAGCCGACUAUCGACUUUGCCCACAGGUUGCCUUACGCGAAGUGAUCGAAGAUGCUAUCGACGUUUUCUCUUGGUGCAAGACAGAGUUUCCGGCGAAGUUCGAAGCGGACACUGGCUUGAGGAUCAACGCACGAAAGACUGUGGUUUUCGGCCAGUCUGCCGGGGCACUGUUAGCUUUACACUUAUUUCUAUCCCCGUCUGAUGACCAAAACUCAACAUCUUGUGAACAGGGCGCUCUGGAGGAACCCCCCCGGGCAAUUCUUGAUUUUUACGGCGUCAAGUACGUCAGUGAUGAAUUCUGGCACAUGCCAUUGCCUGCUUUAGCUGCAAUUCCGACAUUGCCUCAGGCGUUAACCGACAAGAUUUUUGAUGAGCCAGUCAUGACGACCACUGCCAUAUCCUUAGAAAAGGCAGCUGCGUCUCAAGAUGUGGUCAUAAAGAGGGGCAUGCCAGCACCCGAUCUAUCAGUUCCCAGAAACGCCUGGCUAUUCACAGCAUUGAGAGACGGAACACAGAUGAAGACCAUCGUCAAGGAUGACGACCUCGACUGCGUCGACCCUGUCAGGGGGUUUCACCCAAAAUUCCCCCCAACUUUCUUUGUGCAUGGAGACACGGAUGGUUUGAUUCCCAGUGCCUUCAGCGAAAGGGCCUGCAGGGAGCUGAGCGACAUGGGAGUGAAGGCGCGUAUUUCUUUGAUUCCAGGCCAAUCUCACGGUUUUGAUGCUGGCCUAGGUGUGGAUGACCCCGGAUGGCCGCAGGUGCGCGAUGCGUUGGACUUUCUUAUCUUCUAUGGAAACAAAGUCAUCUGA